GGGAGUUUUCUCUCGCUGGCAGUGACAGACACAGACCCGAGUGCCGCCAGCCCUGUGGACCUGCGUCUCUGGAAGAAAGUAAACAGCUGCAGUCUUGCAGAAUAGGAUUUGAAGCCCUCAGAAAGUGUGUGAGAGAAGGAAAGGGGUUGGGUCAGCUGGACCAGAGGCAGAGAGAGGGGGCUGCACUGCGUAAAGAUGGGUGCAUCUCCAGGGAGGACAUGCGCCUGACAGCUUUUCGGACUUCCUGGGAGAACCUCUGGAUUAAAGACCGUUGCCGAGAUUGGCUGAGGUGGUGACAGAUUGAACAGAUGGCCUCCCUUCAAUCCACCCCAAUCUCAGACGCCAUGCCUAUUCGAGUACCCCCAAUGCACCAGCAUCAACUCGAAGACGAGGAAGAGGAGGAGGAGUUUGGAGAGAAAUUUGAGUUCGAUGACUCCGACGAAGACAGUGGCCAGGGCAGGACACCUGACACAGACGGAGGGUUCUACUCUGCCGCCGGCGACACUGGAGCCUCCAAGCAGGCGGUGGUCCUGACCACAUUUCAGAGCCCGGUGCUACCACCUGCCAUGGCCAAGAAUCCGCAUGUUAGUGACGGAGUGACCUCUACAGGCCAGGAGGACCAGAGAGGCAGCCCAGAUAUGGUGGCCAGAGAGUCUCCGGAUGGCAGCUCAAUAGAGCCGAGGGUAUCUGAAGACUCAGAGGCCACCUGGAAGGCAAACAGCAUCUAUGAGGCUACAGCAGAGCCCAAGGUAUAUGAUGACUCAGAAGCCACCCGGAAGACCAGCGGCAUCUACGAAGGUUCAAAGCCUGAGUGUCACUACACGCCCGUCAUAAAAAAGUCGGCCCGCACCCAAGCUCUGACAGGUCGACCUUCCGUCCCCUCUGCCUCCGAGCCGACGCAGCAGGAAGCACCUCCUACAACACCUCCUGUAGCACCUCCUACAGCACCUCCUACAGCACCUCCUGCAGCACCUCGUACAGAGGUCAUUUACGAUGAUGUACCAUGUGAGAGCACACUGCCUCUCGACGCAGCGGAUGACGAGGUCUACGAGGACGUGCAGAGGCCAGACGAGCCGCAGGGAACAGACAACGGCUGGAGCUCCAGUGAGUUUGAGAGCUACGAUGAGCAAUCAGACGAAGAGACCAAACCACCUGCUCGCAGCAAGAUCUCUCCGGAUGUGAGCCGACUGCGGGAGCGGUGUGUCAGGACCAAGCGGGACUUCGCCAUGCGCUUAGCCGGGCGGGACUUCCCCCAAAUCAAACAGUGCUAUGACAUCAAGGUCCAACAGCUCAUGAAAGCUGCCAGAGACGGGACCAAAGAUGGACUGGAGAAGACCAAAAUAGCCAUGAUGCGUAAAGUCUCCUUCCUGAACAAGAAGGAGCUCACAGGGGACACCGAGGAUGAGUCUGGCUAUCUGGACGUAUCUUUAUCUGAGGUGAAACACCCGCCCCCACAGCUGAGUCCAAUGCCAGAAGGCCUAAGCAGCCAGCAGAUUGUAAGGCGUCACAUUCUGGGCUCCAUAAUUGACAGUGAGAGAAGCUACCUCGAAUCCCUCAAGAGAAUACUACAGGAAUACCAGAAGCCCUUAAUGGACGCCGAGCCAAAGAUCCUGAACCCUAAGAAGAUCCAGCCCAUCUUCUACCGACUCAAAGAGAUAACGCAGUGCCACACCAUGUUCCAGAUCGCCCUGGCCUCUCGUGUGUCCGAGUGGGAUGCCACCGAGAUGAUAGGCGACCUGUUUGUGGCCUCGUUUUCCAAGUCCAUGGUGCUGGACGUGUACAGUGAAUAUGUCAACAACUUCACCAACGCCAUGGCUUUCAUCAAGAAGGCGUGUAUGUCCAAACCGGCUUUUCUGGAGUUCCUUAAGAGGAAGCAGGCGACCAGCGCUGACAGGAUCACUCUGUACGGUCUGAUGGUCAAGCCCAUCCAGCGCUUCCCGCAGUUCAUCCUCCUGCUGCAGGACAUGCUGAAGAAUACUCCGGUGGGACACCAGGACCGUCUGCCUCUCCAGCUGGCUCUGACGGAGCUGGAGACGCUGGCCGAGAAGCUCAACGAGCAGAAGCGUGUGGCCGAUCAGGUGGCCGAGAUCCAGCAACUCGCCCGCAGCAUCAACGACCGCAGUCUCAGCAAGCAGCUGAACGCUGACCAGCGUCACCUCAUCCUGCACGAGACGCUCAUCGAGACCGUGUAUGGCGAGAAGGGCCAAGUACUCAAAUCCAAAGAGCGCAAGGUCUUCCUCCUCAACGACUCCCUCGUGUGCGCAAACGUUAACCUCAAGGGUCCUCCAGACAUCAGCAGCCUCGUUCCUAUCGGGCCCAAGUACGCGGUGAAGUGGAGCGCCCCCUUGCUGCAAGUGCAGGCGGUGGAGGUGGGGCAGGAGGGCACGCCCAGCAAAGAGAACCUCUUCCAGCCCAGCAACAACAAACGCCUCAGCAUUAGCACUCCAGGAAAGGUGUUCCUGGGGCCUCCCCGGCUUUACCAGGAUCUGCAGGAGCUCCAGCAUGACCUGUCAGUGGUGGAGGAGGUCACUCUGCUCGUGGGCACUUUACAAGGAGAAUAUCAGAACCUGAACACCACCGUGGGGCAAGACUGGUGCCUGGCCCUGCAGCGGCUCAUCCGCAUCAAGGAGGACGAGAUCCAGUGCGCCAACAAGUGCCGUCUGCGACUGAUGGUGCCUGGCAAACCAGACAAGUCUGGACGUCCAGUGAGUUUCAUGGUGGUCUUCAACACGCCCAAUCCUCUCAGCAAAAUCUCUUGGGUCAACCGCCUGCACCUGGCCAAGAUUGCACAAAGGGAAGAAAAUAUGCCUGGAUGGGUGUUUGCAGAUGACGAUGACAAAACCAAGCCUCCGUUCUGGUGCCCGCUUCUUGCCUGUCGAAUGCCAGCCUUCACCAUCAAGUCCCAAGAAUGGAAGCUGGAGACCGCUCUACACAACCCGGUUCAGUGUGCUCUUCUCGGCUUCUCCGCCGCCAGUACGUCGCUGCCCCAAGGCUACCUGUGGGUGGGCAGCUGGGGGGAUGACUCCCACGGCCAAGUGGAGAUCUUCUCCCUGAACAGAGCGACGCCGCGCUCGGUCAAGUCCUUCCCCGUGGGGGCGCCGGCGCUGUGCCUGGAGUACGUGACCGAGCCAGAGCGCGGGGUCUUCGACGAGGACGGAGAGGCGGAGGUGGAGUGCCCGACCAAAAUAGGCAACACCAUCUGUGUGGGGCUGAAGGAUGGGAGCAUUCUAGUGUACGGUAGUGUGGACACCACCACUCAGUGCCUGCAGACCUUCCGGAACCCAGAGGCCAUUCCGGUUCUGUGCCUGAAGAAUUCGGGCAACUUCCUGUUUGCGGGGCUACUGAACGGCACCGUGCUGGUGUAUAGUCGGAAGAGUGAAGACGGCCUGUGGGAGUGGGACGCCGCCAGGCAGGUGACAGUGGGCUCGGCCGCCGUCAAGACUCUGCUGGGGGUGGAGGCCUCCGUCUGGGCCUGCUGCGCCAACCGAGUCACGGUCAUCCAGAACUCCACCCUUCACAAGCAAACGUUCGAGGCUCACCCAGAGGCGGCGGUGAGCGUGACCCACAUGGUGCGCGCCGGGGGCGGCGUGUGGAUGGCCUUCUCCCGGGGCUCGUCGCUGCGCCUGUUCCACACCGAGACGCUGGAGCACCUCCAGGAGAUCAACGUCUCCACUCGCCCUGCCUACCUGGGCCCAGCGGGUCAGAAGGCGAUCUGUGUCACCAGCUUACUCAUCUGCCAGGGGUUGCUGUGGGUCGGCACGGCCCAGGGCAUCAUCGUCACUUUCCCCGUUCCAAAAUUGGAGGGCAUUCCCAAAAUAACUGGUAAGGCCAUGACGUCACUGAACGCUCACAAUGGUCCUGUGGACUUCCUCGUGGCCACUUCGAGCAUGUUGUCCCCGGACUUGUUGAAACGGGACUCGGUUAACGACGGCGUGGACUCGAAUGGCGCGGGUGGCGUGACGUCGCCGACGGCGGCCGACGAGAAGAAGCGGAGGGCCUCGCAGGAGUCCCUCCACCCGUCCCUCGACGACAACUCCCCGCGGCCCGAGAGGAGGCCCAAGGGCGUGCUGCUGCAGUACCGGCUGCGCUCCACCGCCCAGCUGCCGGGGAAGCUCCUCUCGGCCGAGCCCGAGGGCCCCGGAGGCGACUCGCCCGUCCCCGAGUGGCCCGAGCACGGCCCGGAGGACGGCUCCAUCUACGAGCUGAGCGACGACCCGGAGAUCUGGGUGCGCGGCCGCCCCGCGCUCAAGGAAGGGCUGCGGAGGGACCGGGUCGUGUCGGCCGCCGUCGUCUCCGGGGGCAAGGGCUUCCGUCGGCUCGGCGGCUCCGGAUCGGGCUCCGGCUCGGUGGACUGCGGCUCCUCGGGGGGGUUGUCGGCAUCACACGAGAGCACGCUCAUGGUCUGGCAGCUCCCGCUCACCGUCUGAGCCGCUGACUCUACCGCUGAACAUCUGGCUGACAGGACAGCGCGCCCCCGGAGACCAGCGGAGACGUAUCCUGUCCAUGAUAUGUCACGAAGACCGGGACUGCCCUCUCAACGCUGCACUGACGGGAUCUGAGGAAUCACACUGUAUAUAAAAUAUCCUAUAUUCCACCCUCAGGUGCAGCGGGACUGUAUGUACGGUAUGUGGAGGAGGUGAUGUGUCAUAAAGACAAGGCUAAAGGGAUCAUGAGGUGCAAUUCUUAAAGUAGUUCAGUUCAUGCUCGUGUUGUUGUCUGUGUAUAGUUCUGUGUAUUUUUCACCAGCUAGAUGAGAGAGAGGGGGUCUGUCCAGAAUGUCAUGGUGAAAUCUGAGUGCUGGUGGUGCUCUGGUGUGGACAUGGGAGGUGUCAGUACUGAGUGUCAGUACUGACACUGCUCUGUAACAGGGAGGCUACAUCAAGUGCAUAACUGAAGCAUUCUGUUUGCGUUGCAUCUACUGCAACAAUUAGCUUCCACUAUAACUAGUAGCGGUGCAUACGUUUGAAAAAAAAAAAGAUCAGUCCUUUAAAAUGUUUUUAAAGCGCUUUUACACUUCAGUUACAUGCCUGGUGUAGCUUCCUUGUUAGACUGUGUGUCACACCACUUGGUCAGUUACUGUUGGCAGUAAACACAAUGAUGCUGCCCAGGCACUUGGGCAUGAUCCCCUAAGGUAAGUGGGAAGGGUUCAUCUGCAUCAAGUCAUGCGUAAAAAGAUACUCCAUAUAUGCCAUAGUCCAUCUUCAUCCCUCCAUGCAGGGAAAGCUGUUCAAAUGUUUCCUGACCUAUUUGAAUUUAAAAAGGCUUUAACACAUGUUUUACUGUACAUUCCCACCCAAGUAAGAACCUACAAACAGAGUUGAUUAUAAAUAGGUGACUUGUCUAAGCUGUUGAAUGUCUAUUGGUCUGAAUCUCUGUGAUUGCAUAUCUUGUGAAGUCCUGUCUCCGUUUUUUACUUUAACCUGUUGGACUUUGACUGUGGAUAGUUUAUUUGCCAGAUGAAUGCAACGAAAUACGCAAAGGUUUUAUUCCAAGAGUAUUUAUGCCCUAAUUUCGCUCCUAGAGUAUGUCUUAAAUAAGUAAGGCUUAUGCCCCAUUUUCCUGCUUUCGAUGUUCUUUUUUUUUACAUUUUGCUGCCGCUCACGUUGUUACAAAAGAAAAGCCUGAGUUUGUAAAGAUGUUUUGUAGCUUGACCAAUCGGUGGUGAUCUGACCUUUCCAACUAGACUGCAAUUGUCCCACAAUAAUACAUACCCUGGAGUAAGAACUAAAUCAAAUUGUCUCUGUUUCUUGCAGUAAAAGUUUGAAAGUUUGUAAAGGUUCUUGGAAUGGACCUAAUAUGUAUGCAUUAAAGGUUACCCGAUGGGGGGUUAUCUUUGCUGACUCAAGGGGGUCUUACUCCUCAAGAAGAAAUUGGCUGCUCGGAAUUGGAAGAUGAACACAGAAUGUAUUAAAAAAAAAAGGGAUGUUUCAGAAAUCUGUUAUUCCUCUUAAUGUCAGAUUGGGUAACUGAUGACUGACUGUAAUGGAGAAGGGUCUUUGUAUCUCAUAUGGUUUAGGACUGUUAUUCCCAUCCAAGCAUGACAGUGAGAGAUCAUAAGAGUCCUGUUGUGAGGGACUCAUUACCCAGUUGAUAAUGUGAAGGAGAAUGGAGUGUUUUAAGAGGGAAAUGCUUAGGUACUAGUUUGUGUUGGGUACUUAUUUUACACUUUGUCACUUUCCAUAUUAAAUAAAGCAAUUUUAUCAGAA
Molecule: messenger RNA, 6206 nt
Organism: Sardina pilchardus (European sardine)
Lineage: Eukaryota; Metazoa; Chordata; Actinopteri; Clupeiformes; Clupeidae
Gene: arhgef10lb
Product: Rho guanine nucleotide exchange factor (GEF) 10-like b
Exons: 29
Coding region: 309-4427 (1372 amino acids)
Biological process (GO): actin cytoskeleton organization; positive regulation of stress fiber assembly; SREBP signaling pathway
Cellular component (GO): cytosol
Molecular function (GO): protein binding; guanyl-nucleotide exchange factor activity
Source: RefSeq, a predicted model, not a curated record